AUGUCUACCACAACAGAGAAGGUAGCUGACAAGCUGCCUUCUAAAGAAGAGCUCAAGGAAGAUGUAAAGAAGGCAACCAAGUCUUCAGUACAGUCGCUUCGUGCCCUGGUUGCUGGAGGUGUAGGAGGCGUGUUUGCCGUGGUAGUGGGACACCCCUUCGACCUGGUCAAGGUGCGAAUGCAGACUGCUGAAAAGGGUGUCUACACUGGAGCCAUGGAUGUUGUGCGAAAGGGUAUCGCAAGAGAUGGUCUAGUGAGGGGAAUGUAUGCAGGUGUAUCUGCGCCGCUUGUGGGAGUUACACCAAUGUUUGCGGUCUCUUUCUGGGGAUACGAUCUCGGAAAACAGCUCGUCACCUCUCUUUCCAAGGUCGAGAACGGCCAAUUCAGUGUUGCUCAGAUCUCAGCUGCUGGUUUCUUCAGUGCCAUUCCUCAAACGCUCAUCACCGCGCCUUUCGAACGCGUGAAGGUGCUCUUGCAGAUUCAGGGCCAGAAGAACUUGGCACCCGGCGAGAAGCCCAAAUACAGCGGCGGUCUUGAUGUUGUCAAACAACUGUUCAAGGAGGGCGGAAUACGCUCCGUAUACCGUGGCUCCGCAAUGACGCUCGCGCGAGACGGCCCAGGCUCAGCGUUUUACUUCGCAACAUAUGAGACCGUCAAGAGGAACCUCACUCCGAAGGACCCAGUCACCGGCCGGCCAGGAGAGUUGAGCAUGCCUGCUGUUAUGGCUGCCGGUGGUGCGGCGGGUAUUGCCAUGUGGAUUCCUGUCUUCCCAAUUGACACGAUCAAGUCUCGCUUGCAGAGUGCCGAGGGUCGACCAACCAUUAGUGGUACGAUCAAGGGUAUCUACGCGAACGGCGGCUACAAGGCUUUCUUCCCUGGCAUCGGGCCCGCGAUGGCCCGAGCUGUUCCAGCUAACGCAGCAACAUUUGCUGGCGUUGAGCUUGCACAAAAAGCAAUGAGGAAGAUGUUCGAUAAAGACGACGAAUGA
This is a messenger RNA of Boeremia exigua, 987 nucleotides long. Its product is annotated as mitochondrial carrier domain-containing protein. The transcript is spliced from 2 exons. The record is from RefSeq and is a predicted model, not a curated record. Bases 1 to 987 code for a protein of 328 amino acids. Gene Ontology annotation, cellular component: mitochondrial envelope. Gene Ontology annotation, molecular function: O-acyl-L-carnitine transmembrane transporter activity. NCBI's taxonomy places the organism in Eukaryota, Fungi, Ascomycota, Dothideomycetes, Pleosporales, Didymellaceae. Gene Ontology annotation, biological process: mitochondrial transport; carnitine transmembrane transport.